Plectropomus leopardus (leopard coralgrouper) is the source of this 1013-nucleotide messenger RNA. It is a transcript of the gene id1, whose product is annotated as inhibitor of DNA binding 1, HLH protein. Gene Ontology annotation, cellular component: nucleus; cytoplasm. Lineage: Eukaryota; Metazoa; Chordata; Actinopteri; Perciformes; Serranidae. Gene Ontology annotation, molecular function: protein dimerization activity; transcription regulator activity. Gene Ontology annotation, biological process: negative regulation of transcription by RNA polymerase II; cell differentiation; circadian regulation of gene expression. The record is from RefSeq and is a predicted model, not a curated record.
AUGUUGCAAACUGUCAACAUAACCUUCCCAAGAUCUCCAACAGGAGGACAAGCUUUUUAAACUACUAUUUCUCUCUGUGGAAACUAAACCUCCUACGCUAAUCAAGAUGAAGGUUGUCGGAUCUACCUGCGCCCUCAAGAGCAAAGUCGGCGGUGAGGACAUGGUGCGCUGCCUGUCCGAGCAGAGCUUGACCAUCGCCAAGUGCAAGAUCCCGCUGCUGGACGAGAAGAUGACCGCCUUCCUUCACGACAUGAACAGCUGCUACAGCAAGCUGAAGGAGCUCGUGCCCACUCUGCCCACCAACAAGAAAGCCAGCAAAGUGGAGAUCCUGCAGCAUGUCAUCGACUACAUCUGGGACCUGCAGGUCGAGCUGGACGAGCCGGAGAAGAGCCGCCAGCACUCAGCCGGCAGCGUCACCCGCACACCGCUGACCACGCUGAACGCAGAGAUCGCCAGCAUCGCAGUGGAGAAUGGAUGCUCAGAUGACAGGAUUAUGUGCCGUUAAGAGCUCGUGGAGCAUCGCACCAUCACCCCACAGCGAGCACCGCGAACAACCAACAAGGCUAUCUGAUGUGACCACAUCUAUAAAAAACCUUGAACUGUGCAGGGACGUUAAAAACUCCCAAUGCUAGAUUAAAUAACGUAUUGUGGACAUCGUCCGACGGAGAGGAUCUCUGUCACUCAAGACUCUCGAUUGAUCAGAGGGCCCUGAAAGAAGAAGACCGGUGGUGUCCAGAUAUAGACUGGGUUAGCCGGAGGACCAAGACAUGUUCAGUGCAACCAGCAUCGCUUGUUGCUUGUAGAGUUUCUUAAGAAAGUUUCUGUUACGCUCUUUGUAUCUUGUGUAAACCAUAUAGAGAUAUUCAACAUUUUGUCAAAGAAAAAAGUAAAUUUCUCAGAUUCCUGAGCGACAACCUGUAUUGUAUAUUACAAUGCCACAUUAUGUGAAGAUAUUGUUUUCUUACAAUGUACCUUAUUGGUGUUUUUAUUAAAACAAGACAAUUAUUUUUGAA